CGAUGGACUGAAUUUAAAGAGUUUGGUCGCAGUAGUUCGCUGUUAAACCCAAUAUGCAAAAAUAUGUCUCAUAGAAACCAAGAUAAAUUCGGAGCAGUUUUACUUCAGGUUCAAGAUGAUUUGAGACAACUGAGAGGUAAUCUCGAGAAAAUCAGUCUCAGUGAGAGAACAACACUGGACUUCCAAAUCCUGGACGACGCCAUUCGCAAGACAGAGAGCAGCAUCAAGAAACAUGCAGAAGAUUAUCUGAAAACAGUGACUGAGCAGCUGCUGGUUCUUCCAAGCAUUGAAGACAUACACAAAAAGGCCGUGCAGAUUCCCAAAUGGAAACCUGAUCUGGACAGUUUCCCAGAUAUGCCUCCACAAAGGGAAGACCUGCCAGGAGCAUCUCAGAGGGAAAAGCACAAGUCAACGUUAUCCAUGCAUUCGCUUUGCAAUCCUGCUCACCCAAACAACAGAGCUAUUAUGUACCGGAAAAGUGGGACAUCACUUCCCGAUGUCCACAAGAGGAGCACUAAUGUGAAUUUACCUGUGCCAGUUCCUGUAAAUAUCAGCAAAUACCCCUUCGCCAUCACAAAGGGGAGGAUGGACCCAUUGGCAGCGGAUUUCUGUCUCUUCAGGCAGAGAUUCAGCUCGUGUUGGAGCAGUGUGGUUUCUGCUCUGGAGGCCCUGGAGAAGCUGCUCAGGGACUUUGCUGUGCCUAUGGCCAAAGUGAGUGGGGAGCGACUAGUGGAGUUCUCCCAUGGUUGGGACAGUGGUUGGAGAACAGCCCGUCCAGUGAUUGGCCUCGUCUCAGUGCUCGAAAACUGGGAGGAGGUGUUGGGUCUGGUAUCACGCCCAGGUCAGCGCUUCAAGGGAGAAGGAGGCAUCGAGGCGGCUGCCAUCCACAUCCAGUCCUGCUGGAGGCGCUGUGUGGCCCGGACAGCCUACCUGCGCCACUGCCGCCGCAAGUGGGCGGCGGGCACCAUCUCCCUCUCAUGGUUGACGCGCUCUCAGAUGCGUCGUGUCAGGGAGGCCCUGCAGGCGCGGCGUCUCAGACAGCUGGAGAAUUCUCGCAGCAGAGCGCAGAAUCUGGCAGCCAACUGGAAACACAUCCAGUCCUCCAAGAGAACCAUUAUCCACAUCCCUUCAUUAGGAUACUCGCAGAGUCAGCGGCUGAACUUGAGGGAGUUUGACAUCCUACAGAACAUCCAGAUAAACAGGCUGUGUGAUAUCAGAGACAAAAACGUGGAGGUGAUCUACGUUUGCCCUCGGCAUCUGGGGGAGGACAUCUUGCACUAUUACACCAGCCUCCUGGUGCGUGAUGGAGCCACAGACGGGGCUGAAAGCAGAACUACUGAGGCCUCAUCCUCCGUCAGACCCUUUAUCAUCCUCACACCUGAGGCUGUAGAUUAUUUCCCGACCCGUAACAUGUGCCUGUCCACGCUCCUAAAGUACAGUCCACGCACCCUAAAGCGCAUAAGACACCUGAUCCAGGGGAAGCAGGCCUAUAUUGUGGGCGGAGUGGCCCAUGUGGAUGACCUGGCAGUGGCUGAUGAGCUGGGAGUGCCCAUCCUGGGACCAGAACCAGCUAUUGCACAGCUCUACAGCACCAAGUCUGGAGGGCGGAGGAUCUUCAAGGGAGCAGAGGUCGAUGUGCCCCCUGGUCAAGGAGACAUCUACACACUAAACAAGCUUCAUGAAGCACUGACAGAGAUUAUGACUCAAAACUUGGGUGUGCAGCGCUGGCUCUUCAAGAUAGACUCCGAGCACAGUGGCCGUGGUACAGCAUACGGUGAUGUGUGCCAUCUGAGCUGCUACAGUUGGGCGCUGCAGGAGUACCGUCGUCAUAGUGUCGAGCUGUGGAACACAAAAUGGAUUCAGGAGUCUGUUCUGCUCAGAUAUUCAGAUGAGAUCCCAGAGUGGCUGACCCGUUUCGCCCGGCCCGCUAAAACCUCCCGCUAUCCCAACUGGGCCUGCUUCCUUAAGACCUUCCUCAGGCAAGGCGGAGUGGUGGAGGCCUACCCCCCAUCAGACAGUGUCACCUGUCUGACAGUAGAUCUGCUACUGGAGCCUGGGGGCGAGGUGACCGCGUUGUCCUGUGGAGACCAGCUUCAUGGCUCCUGUCAACUGGAAGCUAUAGGUUGCACUGUUCCUCAGACCUCUGUGCACCCAGAGACCCUGCACUCCAUCUGCACGCGCGUGGGCCGGGCCUGUCUGCAGCGCUGCAUCGUGGGUCACGUCUCCGUGGACCUGGCUACGUUUCUGAACCACAACACCAUGGAGCAGGAGGUGUGGGCUAUUGAUCUGGACCUCACAUACAGUGACCAGCUGGCCAUGACCCAGAUGCUUCUGAUGAGGACUGGAGGAACGUUGAAUUGCCACACAGGCUGUUUAGAAGUGCCAGUCAGGGAGAAAUACUGUGAAGACCAACCUGCAGCCAAAAGUCCUGUGGUGAAUCGUUACGCAGUUCUCGGGAGCCACUUGUUUCACUCUAACCUUUCCAUGUUGUACCACAAUGUGUUCCUUAUGAUGUGCAAGGCUCAUGGCAUAAGAUUUAACAUGAAGAGGAAAGAAGGCACCGUCUUUGCUCUUUACGACAGCAGUGAGCGAUGCAGGAUUGGAAUGAUAACGGUCUCCGAGGAUCUCCAGGGAGCUCUGGUGACCUUUGCUCGGAAUCUGUCAGUCAUUCAUCAGGAAAUAUCAUCUUCUAAGAUGCAAGAAGAAACCAAUUUCAAGGCUCUGAUCAAGAACAUAGAGGACGUGCUGCAGACGAUUGUUCAGAACAAGCUGCGAGCGGUGAAGGAUAAACCUGCUGCUUAGACGGCGGCUUCAAAGAUAAGCUUGCAUUGCCCAUACCAAGCUAAGUCAUUGUGUCUUUGCCAACUUUAAUGCCACAUUACACUGUGAAUGUUUUGGCCCUGGAGAUUUAUCGAUGUUGAGCAAACACAGAUUGCAAAAUAAAUUGCUGAGAGACAUUGUUAGAAUCUGUCAUAUAAACAGUUUUUGUUAUCUAGAUCUACAGUCUGAAUAUACUGUCUGUUAAUACUUGAAAACAAAUAUAAUAAACUGUGCACUUAAUAAAUACCACUGAGGAAUGAGAAGGCUUUGUUCAAGUACUCAUAAAGUAACAGCAAAACAAGCAGUGUCAUCUUGCACUGUACAGUAUCUUGAGUUGUAUAUCUGCUGUGGACAGUUGAGAAAGUGAUCAGAUUUUGAAAUGUCUUCUUUUGUAGGUUGACUAUAUUUAUUUAAUUUCUUCUGUAACACAGUUUG
This is a messenger RNA of Hippoglossus stenolepis (Pacific halibut), 3255 nucleotides long. RefSeq names its product IQ motif containing H (gene iqch). The record is from RefSeq and is a predicted model, not a curated record. The transcript is spliced from 18 exons. Bases 64 to 2802 code for a protein of 912 amino acids. Lineage: Eukaryota; Metazoa; Chordata; Actinopteri; Pleuronectiformes; Pleuronectidae.